Chinchilla lanigera (long-tailed chinchilla) is the source of this 2291-nucleotide messenger RNA. It is a transcript of the gene Vps37b, whose product is annotated as vacuolar protein sorting 37 homolog B (S. cerevisiae). Gene Ontology annotation, biological process: protein targeting to membrane; protein targeting to vacuole; ubiquitin-dependent protein catabolic process via the multivesicular body sorting pathway. The record is from RefSeq and is a predicted model, not a curated record. Lineage: Eukaryota; Metazoa; Chordata; Mammalia; Rodentia; Chinchillidae. Gene Ontology annotation, cellular component: ESCRT I complex.
ACGCAGACUGUACAGCUGAGCAAAGAAAUGACGCUCGCCAGCAACCGGAGCCUGGCGGAGGGGAACCUCCUCUUUCAGCCGCAGCUGGACACCCGGAAGGCGCGCUUGACCCAGAAGUACCAGGAGCUGCAGGGCCUCUUCGAGGCCUACCAGAUAAAGAAGACCAAGCUAGAUAAGCAGUCCAACAGUGCUUCCUUGGAGACACUCCUGGCGCUUCUUCAAGCAGAAGGGGCCAAGAUUGAGGAGGACACUGAGAACAUGGCCGAGAAGUUCCUGGACGGCGAGCUCCCGCUGGACACCUUCAUCGAUGUCUACCAGAGCAAGAGGAAGCUGGCCCACACGCGGCGCGUGAAGGUGGAGAAGCUCCAGGAGAUGGUGCUCAAGGGGCAGAGACUCCCGCAGGCCCCGGCACCGCUGCCGCCCAGGGCGCCCGAGUCCGUGCCCGCCGCCCCGGCACCCUACCCGGCCCCGGAAGCCCCGCGGGGCGCCUGGCCACCCCUUUCACGGCCGCCAUGGGCUCCGGACAGGCCCUUCCGUACUGCGCGGUGCCGUGCCCGCCCCUGCCGCCCCGGGUGGGCCUGCCCCCCCCGCAGGGAUUCUCUGCGCAGUUGGUGUCACCGUACCCGCCGGCUCUGCCCCAGAGACCCGCGCCGCGACUGCCUCCGCACCAGCCAGGCUUCAUCCUGCAGUGAGCGCGGCUCCCGCCCGCCCUCGGACGCCCUCUGCCCGCCACACCAGCUUCUGCAGCAAGGCUGCCGGCGCCGGCUGCCGGGCAGGGCUGGGCUGCCCAGCAGGGUCCACCUGACUCUAGAACCGUAGGUCCGCGCUAGUAGAAGUAGAGACCCAGGUCGUCCCUGCGAGGCCCUGUGCGUGCCGGGCUGCGGCCCGUGCCUUGCGUCGGUUUGCGUGCUGCGUGUGAGUCUGAGUGUCAUAGUGCUGACAAACUCAUGCGUCUGGGGAGAGAAAAACAUGGCUGCCACUCCGGGUUAGAGUCCUGGUCCUCCUGUUGUGGCUUUAUUUCAUAAGCAUGACUAAGUGUAUCUGUCUUGGUAUUUUCAAGACAGUGCUGUGUGUCUCGCCCACGGCUGGUGCCCUGCAGGUGUGGCAGGAGUCGGCCAGCCAGGGGAGGGUGUGGCCGGCGGGGCCGCCGCACCAGGUGCUGGGCUCACGGUGCAUCGGGGGCAGGUCACCAUCGGUCACCCGCCCCCCCCUGCUCCUCAGGCCUCCACGCCACGAGCGCCACCCACAUGGGGGCCAAGCUUCCCCAGCCUCCCCAGCCUGGGUCCCCGCUCGUCCUCAGGCGAGCCGGCCCAGGCUCCGGUGAGAAAAUACUCCCCCACGUUUUUAUUACAUGUGUGACUUUCCUUUUUAUAUUGGGAAAGAAAACUUUUGACACAAGACCAUUCAGGGAAAUUUUUUAAAAUGCAAAUACUGAUUAGCGCAGGUUGAGAUGCGGACAAGGCGAGUGCAGUCUCCUUUCAUACGAGCAGCGCGUGGCCGCACGUGCCGGUGCCCGUGCUGUGCCUUACCUUCGCUGGUGCCCGCCCUGGUGCCCUGGCCUGCAGGCGGGGCCGGGCCCGCAGCUCGGUGAUCCUGGAGGCCUCGCCGCGUGCACUGUUCUGUACCAGUGGGGAGGAGCCACCCUCAGCGGGGCCUCUGCCUCUGGCCGGCUGGCACCGUACCCCAGAGCGGUGGGGCGAGGGGCAGGGAGGGCUGGGGGGCCGCCCCGCCCACACACCUGCCAGUGUGGGUGCCAGGGUGUGGGCAGGCUGUACCUCAGCCGCUCCGGAACGACCCGUGCGCCAUUGGCGGAACUCUGCGCAGCGCUCACCCUGUCACCUGUCAGGCAGCCUGACCUGUGACCUGCUGCCAGCUGCUCCCCCUUGCAUGACAGGGCAGGGCUGAAACGGGGCCUGCCCCAGUGGGCCGCAGGCGGGGCCGCCAGCCUUUGUCCUCACUUCCUGUGCACUCCUGUUCCUGGACUCGAACUCUACUAUACUGUAACGUUUUGUAACAAGACAGAGCUGCAGGACGAGUGGCCGCCAUGCCAGUCAGGCUGGCUCACCGUGUUCUGUGGCUCUCAAGUAAGCGGUGCCACCCUGCGGAUACCUCUGCUGCCUGCCGGUGGUGUUGGCCACGCCCAGCCCACGCUGCCACUGCCAACCACGAGCUCGGUGUGACGUUGUGAAGGACUCGCCAGGCCAACCACACUUGCCAUCCAUGGCCAUGCCGGGUGCCGUGGCUGUGAGCUGCAGGACCGUUUUUAAUAAAUCCGAAACUUGUUAAUAACA